Messenger RNA from Cicer arietinum (chickpea), 1542 nucleotides. Its product is annotated as probable protein phosphatase 2C 9. Lineage: Eukaryota; Viridiplantae; Streptophyta; Magnoliopsida; Fabales; Fabaceae. Gene Ontology annotation, biological process: protein dephosphorylation. Gene Ontology annotation, molecular function: protein serine/threonine phosphatase activity. The record is from RefSeq and is a predicted model, not a curated record.
CAACCUUUGCCUUUUAGUUUCGUUUAGUUUUUGCUUUCCAUUCCAUUUCUUUACAAACAAAACGACUUCAAGAGAAAACACACAACAGAAGACUUUCUCUUCAUUAAACCACAUCUUAUUAUUAUUAAAUUUUACACUCUUCCUUAUUUCUCUUUCUCUCUCUCUUCUCUCUGUGCCAAUUCCCUCUCUCAACAAUCACCCACUUUCUUUCCAGAUCUUCCCUCUCGGAAAAGUUUCGACUUUUUUUCGGUUAGAAGACGAGUUAGAUGCUGAGUUAUAAACAGAAAAAUUGAGGUGGGGGAUUGGAGUAUAUGGAUAGUUUCUGUUGCUUCAGUUCUGUCAGUCAGGUGGUUGGAGGGCGAUCUUCUUGCAACUCUGGCAAAGGCAAGAGCAGUCAAUCAUCGGUUAAAUAUGGCUUUAGCCUUGUUAAAGGGAAAGCCAACCAUCCAAUGGAGGAUUAUCAUGUAGCAAAAUUUGUUGCUUUCAAAGGACAAGAAUUAGGUCUUUUCGCUAUAUACGAUGGACACCUAGGAGACAGCGUGCCAUCAUAUUUGCAAAAGAAUCUCUUUUCUAAUAUCUUGAAGGAAGAGGACUUCUGCGACGAUCCAUUCAUGUCCAUUUCUAGAGCUUAUGUGUCGACAGAUCAGGCAAUUCUUACUCACAGUCCUGAUUUGGGGCGAGGAGGAUCAACUGCUGUAACUGCAAUUCUCAUAAAUAAUCAGAAAUUAUGGGUCGCCAAUGUUGGAGAUUCACGAGCAGUACUGUCAAGGGGAGGGGAAGCUUUACAGAUGACUACUGAUCAUGAACCUAAUACGGAACGGGGCAGCAUUGAGAAUAAAGGCGGCUUUGUCUCAAACAUGCCAGGAGAUGUUGCAAGAGUGAAUGGUCAGCUUGCGGUUUCUCGAGCAUUUGGAGACAAAAACCUGAAAACACACUUGCGAUCUGAUCCUGAUAUUCAGUAUGCUGAUGUUGACUCAGAUGUUGAGCUUUUGAUACUUGCUAGUGAUGGUCUAUGGAAGGUAAUGGCGAAUCAAGAAGCUGUUGAUAUUGCAAAAAGGAUAAAGGAUCCGCAAAAGGCGGCUAAACAACUAGCUACUGAGGCAUUGAACAGAGACAGUAAGGAUGAUAUUUCUUGCAUUGUAGUUCGUUUCAAGUGAUGAAAAAGGGAACAUACAUACAUACAUACUCUAAAUUUUCAGGGUAUAUAUAUAGGAUUUCCCAUAUAAGGAUGCAAUCUCAUAAUCUACUCGUUUAUCAAUUUGGAAUUUUCUGCAAAAUAGGUUUUGCUUCCUUCACUUCAUAUGUAAAAAAUUAUAAAAUUGAGGUUGUUGAGUUUAGGUGGUGUCAUUUUAGUAUUUCUUGAUUUCUUGGUUGUGAGAUAGAUUCAUACAGCAUAAUUUUUCUUUGUAAUAUGCUUUUUAUGUCAGUGUGAUGAUGGAUGGCCACAGUUCAUACAUUAUUGAGCAUGGGAUUUGUGCUUUUAUUUUAUCACCAAACGAGUGUAUGAUUAUAUACUAUACUUGUUUGAUUGAUUACAUGAAA